GGGGAAGCAAGUUAAACAAACAUCUAUUUCUAUUCCGAGUCUAAUAAAUUCACCUUGAGUCGUCUCUCAUCAUGGCAAGGAAGGCAUUGGCACAAAAUCAGAUUGUGAAGCUCAUAGUGGGCGCUGGCCAGGCCAGCCCCAGUCCUCCCGUUGGUCCAGCUCUGGGUAGUAAGGGUGUCAAGAGCAUGGACUUUUGCAAGGAGUUCAAUGCCCGCACAGCACACAUCCAAACCGGCACCCCAGUCCCCGCGCGUGUGACCGUCCGUCCCGAUCGUUCGUUCACUUUUGACCUCCGCACUCCCACUACUUCCUGGCUGCUCUUGCAGGCUGCAAACGUUGAGCCGCGCAAGAACCGAGUCCGUGGCGCUAUUAGCCCCGGGCAUGAGAGCAUCGGCCAAGUGUCGUUGAAGCACGUCUACGAAAUUGCGCAGAUCAAACAGUCUGAGCUGCGGUUAUCGGGAUUGACCAUGGAAGGACUGUGUAAGAGCGUGAUUUCGCAGGCCAAGUCGAUGGGUAUCAAGGUCAAUCCAUAGACGGAGGGAUAUACUGGACAUAAUGUGCACCGAGGCAGCUGGUUUGGAUGAUAUUCGGCCCUUGGGUUAUGACGCUGGCGUUUGUUUGGGAUGGAAAUUUUACUACUGUAUUAUAGAUUUGCAUACGAUAUGAUUGAGCGUGUCUUGUUACGGGUCGUGGUUAAACCAAUUUCCUGUAUUGAAUGGCUGUCCUGGCGCAGCACACGUUUGAUGUACCCCGGAGUACAAACGAAAUCUGACACAAGACGUACUCCGUCCAUUAGACUUUUGUUGUCUGGGGUACAUUCCGUACAUAUUCCCGGGAAAUUGGAAUGUCGACUGGCAGGUUUCCGCGCGGCCGUGCAAUUGGUGUACGAUGCUUCCGGUCUCUUUUCAUAAGCAUCAUCCUUGGCAGCUAUGAAGCUGAUGUGAGUCCACGUAAUCCAUUCAAGUCUCU
Messenger RNA from Aspergillus glaucus CBS 516.65, 969 nucleotides. Its product is annotated as mitochondrial 54S ribosomal protein uL11m. The record is from RefSeq and is a predicted model, not a curated record. Gene Ontology annotation, biological process: translation. The transcript has 2 exons. Lineage: Eukaryota; Fungi; Ascomycota; Eurotiomycetes; Eurotiales; Aspergillaceae. Gene Ontology annotation, molecular function: structural constituent of ribosome; large ribosomal subunit rRNA binding. Bases 72 to 533 code for a protein of 153 amino acids. Gene Ontology annotation, cellular component: mitochondrial large ribosomal subunit; ribosome.